CGGCCGGAACGCCGCUGCCCUCCGCCCCGCCGGGCCGCAGCAGCCGGGCCCCGCCGGAAGGGGCGGGGGCGGCGCAGCUGACAAGAUGGUGGCCACUAGGCACGCGGCGGCGCGGCGCAGGGAGCAGCGGGCCCGGGCCCGGGCGGGCACCGGCAGCCCUGGGCCCGAGGCGGCGGAGAGGUCAUCUGAAAUUAAUACUUCUGUGUUCAUGAGGAUGACUAGAAGAAGAAGUAAAUUAAUUCAUAAGCCAGAGGUAAUUCAGGAAUCUCAGUCUGAAGAGGUGGAACUUGCAGAAACAAAGUUAGAUGUUAGUGAUAGCUUAGAGACGCAAAUUACUGUAAAGGAGAGCACAGCUAUUCAUUCAGCACAAUCAGUUGCUGAGCCACAAGCUGAUGGGGAUGUGUCAGAAACAGAAUCAAGCUGCUCAGGUGUAUCUGGUCUUCAGACACCUUUGUUUGUAAGAGUAACAAGAAGACGACAAAUUGUAGUUCCUUAUCAGUUGGAUUCUACUGACAAAAGAAGACAUGACAAGAUAGCUUUUCUAAAUAAGUUAUGCAGUACUGUGGAUGAAGAUGAUGUCUCUGAAGCUGAGUCUUGUUCCUCUACUGUUUCUGGUGUACAGAUGCCUAAUGUUACCAGAACUACAAGAAGCAGGCAAAGCAAAAAGAAACUGCCACCAGAUACAGUUCAUGAAACCCAGAGUGAAGAUGUUUCUGAUGCACAGUCAUGCUGCUUAAGUUCUCGUAUGGAACCGUUGAUCACUACAAAACGAAUUACCAGGACCCUGCAAAUGAAAUCACAGGCAGAAGAUACUAAGCAGACUGGGAAGGGAAGCAGAAUUGUUUCAGAAGAUAAGAAUUUAAUUGAAGACAACAUUAAGUCUGAGCCAAUAAUAAUUUCUGAUUCUAAACCUGCUGCAGAACUUGUCUCUGACACAGAAGACGCUUUAUCUGACAAUGAAGAUAAUAAAGAACCCAGUUCACCUAAAAGCAAAUGUUCUUCCAAAUCUGCCAAUACAACCAGGAGUGAAGACGUGAAGGAAGAGGUUUUGAAUGAUGUGACACACAUCAGUCUUACAAAAAUGAAACAAAGUGACACUGAAUCACCUGGAAAAAAAGCAAUAAAAAAUACACAAUCUAUUGGGGUAGAUGAUUCAGAGAAAACAUGUGGCCAAAUACAAGAACACCGUAAAAUAUUUGUGAGGGAGGAGAAAUUAGAGCGUAUGGUUCUUUCUUUGACUGAUUGCAUGGGUCCCAAGCAAUUUUUAGAAUCCCAAGGGGAAAUAACACCAAAUGAAAGUAAAAAAAUUCCAGAAUGCAAAAGAGCAGAUGCUGAGGCAGAUGCACAGCAGUCUUUCACCCAUGCUGAUAAAUUAAGAAAGGGUGAGCAAGCUAGCACAGUGAGCAGCCCGCAAAAGGGCAUAGCUGUUGCACAAAGAACUGAUAGCAUUGGUAGAUGCAGGGUGCUAGAAAUUGGUGUGGACAGUGGUGAAGACCAAACAGGAGAAUAUGCUGAAUCUGUGUCCCACAGCCGUGGAAGAUCAGGCAGUGGCAACAAUUCUGUUGAAUCGUUUAUGAGCAAAGAUGAAAAUGAUGAAUCUGAAAAUAGUGAUGUGGUGGACACAGAUACAGUUGGAGAGAAUCAGUGUUACAAAGAGGCAGAUGAGAGGACUCCUUCCCUCAACAAAUCUUUAGCAAACAGUUCACUGCAUGCUGAAGGGCUUUUUGUAAUUGAUACUAAGCCUGGCAUGAGUUCCAGCCAAAAGUAUUAUCUGGAUCAGGUAGACCAAGAUAGUGAUGCUGAAAGUAAACAUGAAGGAAGUGAAAAAGGUAAAGAAUUGUCAGAUCUGGAAGAAGCUGAAGAGGAAUUGAUAGAUCAAGAUGAGAAAGAUGAAGAUGAGGAGUUGUUGAAAACCAAGAUUGACAUCUUACAUCUUUCCAGCAGCAUAGACACUGGUUUGAAUAUAAAGAAGCUUGGAGGUUUAUAUAUUAGUUUUGAUGCAAAAAAACAGAAGCCUAGAUCAAGUGUAAUUAAUCAGCUGAAGGAGAAAAAGAAGGACCAGCUCUUGCAGAAGAGUAUAAUAACUCCAGAUUUUGAAAAAAAGGAAUGUGUCCCACCCUUCAGGGAAUCACUUCACCAGCUAAAGAAACAGCGCAGGGCAGAGCGAGAGAAGACAACAGGUGAUGGUUGGUUUGGUAUGAAAGCACCUGAAAUCACAAGUGAACUGAAAAAUGAUCUUAAAGUUUUGAAGAUGAGAGCUUCGUUGGACCCUAAGCAUUUUUACAAGAAAAAUGAUAGAGAUGGUCUACCCAAAUACUUCCAGGUUGGAACUGUAGUUGAUUCUCCCAUAGACUUUUACCAUAGCCGAAUCCCUAAGAAACAAAGGAAGAGAACGAUUGUUGAAGAGCUGCUUGCAGAUUCUGAGUUCAGAAGAUAUAAUAAAAAGAAGUAUCAGGAGAUCAUGAGUGAAAAAGCAGCUUUUGCAGCAGGGAAGAGGAAUCGGAAGAAGAAGAAAUUUCACAAUUAAGACUUGAAGAAAAAUAACAAGCUGGAACAACUUACUUGUUAUAAAACUUUUUACAGAAUGCUUUGCUUGUGGUGUUUUUUUCUUUUUUUUUUUUAGAUUGUAGGUGUAGGUCAUGCAAAUUGAGGUUUAGAGAAAUUCUUGCAGUGAGAAUUUGGUAGGGGGCUUUAUUAUCACGUAUCUAAAUUUAAUUUAGAUUUUAAAAAUUAAUGCUCAUGUAAAAAGAUAAUGAUAGGAAAGCAUAUUGUUAAAUCUGAGCACAAAAUCCAACUUCAUGGAUUGUGGUCUUUUAAGGCAUCAGUCUUUACAUCAAUGAAUUAGGAAAUGCAGUUUAAAGUUAUAUGUGUCAUUUGCCUUGGCACCCUUUAUGUGCCAGAACAAAUUUUUCCAUGUCUUGUCAGAUGUGCUGCUGGCCAUUUCUGUAAUAGGUGUUGAGAAAUAGUUUGGUUGUGAAGGGUUUAUUUCAGUACUGACCAUAAUAGGAUUGAGAAUGUCUUGGACUUAAGUGUAUACACAUAUAGAUAGAUAGAUAUAGAUAUAUCUAUAUAGACACAUAUUUAUAAAAAUAUAAAAAAUAUUUAUAAUUAAAUACAAAUAAUAUAGAUUAUAUAUUGUUUAAUUAAUAGUGUAAAUAUGUAUUUACGUAAAAUUUUAAUGUCAUAUGUUGCUUUUGUUAUAUCAUUUUUUAACUGUCUAAUGAUCCUUCUGAAAAUAAUUUGAUAGUGGGGUCCAUUAUCUAGGAUAUAGUGUGCAGAUUGUGGUCUGGUAGCUGACUUGGAAUAGUUCUUCAGGUGAAUGAAUAGAGUGAGUUUGGAAGGCCUCUGCUGCCAUUAUAGAACCAGAGGUGGCAUUGGCUCGGUUCUCCUUUAGUUAUGGUUCAUAACCUUUUGUGAUUGUCAGAACUGUUGUGCUGUUAGGUUGGUUUUUAAUGACCUGGCUAUUACAUGGCUCUUACAAAUAGUGUAACUCAGUUACUGCCCUUAGGUAACAGACAAGACAGAUAAUAGCAGAAAUAACACUGUCUCUACAUUGUUUCAGGUGGUUUAGGUGAGAAAGAUUUACAAGUGAUUAUCAGAGGACCAGUGGUGGUGUUUUCUUGUCAUAUGAACAUUGAAUUUUAUAAGUUCUGUAUCUUAAACAAGAAGUAUGGUCUUGACCAAUGUUUAACCAUGCAAUUUUCUACUGUUGAGAAGUGGUGUUUUGUUAAGGAUUAGCUAUUUGUGCUGGAAAUAGCUAACACGAAAUGAGCAUCAUGGUAUAUAUUGAUUACCAGCUGAAGCUGGAAAGAAUUUUUCCCUGAUCCUUUGGGGUUUUUUAUAUUAUUAUGACAUUGGCCAUAAUAUUUUGCUACCAGAGACAGAUGGGAAUCUAGAUUCCUUAAAAAGUCUUAACUGCAUGGACAUGAGUAGUGUGCAAAGUAAAGUGAAUUAAUUGGGAUGUAGUAAACACAUACAAGUAGAAUCUGUCCCCAGGUCUCAGCUAACAUGCAGAUGCUAUUCUAAUACAAUUAUAUGUAUGCUAAUAGCUUGCUUCUCUGUAAAUGAUAACAAAGACAGUAAAAACAACUGUGAUGUCUUGUUCUCUAGAUGAGAUAUAAAAACACAAAAAAAAUAAUACUGAACACUGAGGAAAGAAAACAAAGCACCACAGUAAUUGUCAUUCUGUUGCAUCCUGAGAUGUUCAAGUGCAACUUUGGAAGAGCAACGUACAACUCCAAAAGAGAAAUGCGAGCUUUGGUGUUAGUCAGCAAGCAACAACUCCACUGUCUAUUCUUAGGCUGCUCUAACUACUUACAGAAGUUACUUCACAUACAACAUAGCUAGUGAGGGAUUUGUUUAACGUUCCGUAUCUUUCCCUUUCUUUGAUUUUUCCAGUGUCUUCUGUUUGUCACGCUCUGUGCUCAGCAAGUGCCCCUGUUCCUCUGUGUGCACAAGAGGUGAGCUGUACUGAACAGCGUUUGCUGGGCCACAGGGGGGCACUUGCAGGUUGUGUUUGCCACCUCGCCAGGCAGCCACUGCCUGAGCUUGUGCUUCAGCCUCUUUUAGUUAAGGCACUAGCUAGUGUACGUUUUCUUAAACACCAAUUUUCAUAAAAGCACAGGCAGGUGGUGUUCUGAAUUCCUCUACCUCUCAAUUAAAUUUGAUUGAAAUUGACCUAAGGUUUAGGGGGUUGAUGGGGAGAGAGUAAAAACAAAAUGUACCAUGUGAUUGCCUCAUUUUACCGGAUUAUCACGUUUCUCUGAAAAUACUCAAAUACGUAAAAAAAAAUUUGUGAAACACUAUCAUAAUUUGAGAAACUUUGCCUAUCAAUUGCAAGUAAUAUUUUCUUUUACUGGCUGUCAGAAAUGUUUGUGCUAAUUUGUAAUCCUGCCUUUAUUAACAAGAAAUUUCCCCAGGAUUAAAGGGUAGUAGGUA
Molecule: messenger RNA, 4938 nt
Organism: Tyto alba (common barn owl)
Lineage: Eukaryota; Metazoa; Chordata; Aves; Strigiformes; Tytonidae
Gene: DNTTIP2
Product: deoxynucleotidyltransferase terminal interacting protein 2
Exons: 7
Coding region: 86-2527 (813 amino acids)
Biological process (GO): RNA processing
Cellular component (GO): nucleolus
Molecular function (GO): RNA binding
Source: RefSeq, a predicted model, not a curated record